Molecule: messenger RNA, 534 nt
Organism: Aspergillus alliaceus
Lineage: Eukaryota; Fungi; Ascomycota; Eurotiomycetes; Eurotiales; Aspergillaceae
Exons: 1
Coding region: 95-382 (95 amino acids)
Source: RefSeq, a predicted model, not a curated record
AUUCGGGUAAGCUGACUUCUAAUAUAUAAUUAACCGGCAUUAUUAUUGAUAUGAAUCUGUAUCACCAUUAUUAUUCGUUUGUUAUUUUGUCACUAUGAUUGUCGUUGUCGUGGUUGUUGUUGUUGUUGUUAUUAUUAUUAUUAUUAUUAUCAUCUUAGACGUAUUACUGACUACUAGUACAAGACUUAGUGGAAGGAGACUACUACAGCUUCGCACGUUUCCACUAAAAGCCCCCAAGUGGCUCCAGUCGAACCCGACCGAACGAAAGCUCGAAGGUCACCUUCAGGCUUCAGCGCUUCCGGCUCCACAGCGUGGCUUUCCCCGUCUCUUUGGCCGUGCGAGAAUCGCUCUUGGGUGUGGAUACGGCUUGGUGCCGAUCUGAAGAAGUAAUUUAUUCUAUUUCUGAUCCAGAGCGCGUGUACGGUUUAUGCCUGCUGAAGAACACCGCCUAAUUGUUUGGUUCGGCCGAAGAUCCUAAAGCAUCGUAGCCGUCAUGAUUCUGAUACCGCAUAACGCGAAGAGGGUUAGAGACCA